AACCCCGGCAAGAACAAACCAACUCCCCCUAUGUUUUGUCUCAGGAAAAUGGCGUGCUCUCGUCCAAUGGCUCGUAAAUAGUUAUCGAGCAGAAGCAAGCAAUGAGUCAAACCUAUUUCCUCCGUUUUCUUCUCCUUCUUCCUUUCCUUCGCUUGUGUCAAAUGAACUUUCACCAAGAAAGAAAGAGAGAGAGAGAGAGAGAGAGAUCCCACUCGUCAUCUCACCAUCUAUGGCCCGCGGAAGAUGGAAACCAGUCGCCAUCAAGGAAGGGUCGACCUCUCCUUUUCCCAUUUCCGUUCUCAGAGGUUUACUUUUUGCUUCCUGCUCCUCCUCCCACCAUCUCUCUGCACAGCACCCCUCCUCCUCCCCUACAACUAUCACUACCUCCGCCGCGAGCUACCGGCCGGUGCCGUUCUGGGGUCAGUUCUUCCGAGCCGGGUUGAGGUCAGGGUCAGGGGCCCUCCUCCUUUCAUUCAGUUUUCUUGGAGGAGUGGAAAGUAGAUGAGGAGAUUGAAGGUGGGACAAUGAGUUUUGGAUGCUUUGGUUGGUUGCAAUGCUGCAGAGACAAGAAUGAUGCUGCUCAGUCUCAGGGUGAUGUGAUUGCCCCCAACAAUGUGAGGCUCUUUAGUUACAAUUCUCUGCGAUCAGCAACCGAAUACUUCCAACCAUCGAGCAAAAUAGGCGGAGGCGGCUUUGGAGUUGUCUACAAGGGUGUGCUGAGAGAUGGGACUCAAGUCGCUAUCAAGUGCCUCUCGGCAGAAUCUAAGCAAGGAACGAAUGAGUUCUUGACUGAGAUCAACACGAUCUCAAAUAUACGACACCCAAACCUUGUUCAGCUCAUUGGUUGCUGCGUGGAGGGAAGUCACCGAAUCCUGGUCUACGAGUACCUCGAGAACAACAGUCUCGCAAGUGUUUUACUUGGUUCGAAAAGUAAAGAGGUCCUCCUGGACUGGCCUAGAAGAGCUGCCAUUUGUGUGGGGACAGCUCUAGGCCUCGCAUUCCUCCACGAAGAAGCCGAACCUCCAAUAGUCCAUAGGGAUAUCAAGGCCAGCAACAUACUUCUUGAUGGGAACUUCAACCCUAAAAUUGGGGAUUUUGGGCUCGCAAAACUGUUCCCCGACAAUGUAACUCACCUUAGCACUCGUGUGGCAGGAACAAUAGGCUAUCUUGCACCAGAAUACGCUCUCUUGAGGCAGCUGACCAGGAAGGCAGAUGUGUACAGCUUUGGGGUUCUUAUUCUCGAAAUAGUUAGCGGCAAAAGCAGCAGCAAGGCUGCAUUUGGAGAGGACAUGAUGGUCUUGGUCGAAUGGACAUGGAAGUUGAGAGAGGAAGAGAGACUUUUGGAGCUGGUUGACUCCGAGCUUCCGUAUUACCCAGAAAACGAAGUCUUGCGUUUCAUUAUAGUUGGGCUUUUCUGCACCCAGGCAGCCUCCAAUCAGAGGCCCACCAUGAAACAAGUGGUGGAGAUGCUCACCAAGAAGGUUCACCUCAACCAGAAGGCACUUACUGAGCCCGGAGUGUACCGGGCUCACCCAUCUCGAAGAUCAGGCGUUGGUGCUCUCUCGGAAGCAUCUUCUUCUCAAGCCAGAAAGGGGAAGCAGUCGAUUAACCCGAAUGUGACAGCAGCCCAGACCAGCUACGAGGGUGUAUCAGAAGUGAUUCCAAGAGAAAUUGCUGCAGAAGUGUGGAAGCUGCAAACAGCCAAGACUACGUACCAGAAACAUGAAAUGCAAGAGCAAUAGAGACGGUAAAAGCUAAUCAUCAAACCAGUUUGAAGCACAAUAAGCAUCCUGCAAUCAUAGCCAGCCUACAAAAAUCGAUGCAAGAAGUUUCCUUUCUACACCAAACAAACAACCA
This is a messenger RNA of Punica granatum (pomegranate), 1857 nucleotides long. Lineage: Eukaryota; Viridiplantae; Streptophyta; Magnoliopsida; Myrtales; Lythraceae. The record is from RefSeq and is a predicted model, not a curated record.